Molecule: messenger RNA, 3392 nt
Organism: Lontra canadensis (Northern American river otter)
Lineage: Eukaryota; Metazoa; Chordata; Mammalia; Carnivora; Mustelidae
Gene: CCNY
Product: cyclin Y
Exons: 10
Coding region: 134-1159 (341 amino acids)
Biological process (GO): regulation of cyclin-dependent protein serine/threonine kinase activity; regulation of canonical Wnt signaling pathway
Cellular component (GO): plasma membrane; cytoplasmic cyclin-dependent protein kinase holoenzyme complex
Molecular function (GO): cyclin-dependent protein serine/threonine kinase activator activity; protein kinase binding
Source: RefSeq, a predicted model, not a curated record
GCCCCCUCCCGCGGCGGCGGGCGGGCGGGUAUCCCCUCCACGCCCCCGCCGCCCGCGCCCCGCGCCCGCCCGCGCCGCGCUCCCGGGGACCGGGAGGAAGGCGAGAGCAGCAGGAGUCUGGGGGCCACCGAAGAUGGGGAACACUACCUCGUGCUGCGUGUCGUCCAGCCCCAAGCUCCGGAGGAAUACCCACUCCCGGCUGGAGUCCUACCGGCCCGACACGGACCUGAGCCGCGAGGACACGGGCUGCAACCUGCAGCACAUCAGCGACCGGGAGAACAUCGACGAUUUGAACAUGGAAUUUAAUCCUUCAGACCAUCCUCGGGCCAGCACAAUAUUCCUCAGUAAAUCUCAGACGGACGUGAGAGAAAAACGCAAGAGUCUCUUCAUUAACCAUCAUCCUCCAGGACAAAUAGCGAGGAAAUACAGCUCCUGCUCCACUAUUUUCCUAGAUGAUAGCACAGUCAGUCAACCAAACCUCAAGUAUACAAUUAAAUGUGUAGCUCUCGCAAUAUAUUACCACAUCAAAAACAGGGACCCAGAUGGAAGGAUGCUCUUAGAUAUUUUUGAUGAAAACCUUCACCCUCUUUCGAAAUCCGAAGUGCCACCAGAUUAUGAUAAACACAACCCAGAGCAGAAGCAGAUUUACCGGUUUGUUCGGACACUGUUCAGUGCUGCUCAGCUGACGGCCGAAUGUGCCAUUGUCACCCUGGUAUACCUUGAAAGACUUUUAACGUAUGCAGAGAUAGACAUCUGUCCGGCCAACUGGAAGCGGAUUGUUCUAGGGGCGAUCCUGCUGGCCUCCAAGGUUUGGGAUGACCAGGCUGUGUGGAAUGUGGACUACUGUCAGAUCCUGAAAGACAUCACGGUGGAGGACAUGAAUGAGCUGGAGCGACAGUUUCUGGAAUUGCUGCAGUUCAACAUCAACGUUCCUUCCAGUGUUUAUGCCAAGUAUUAUUUUGAUCUUCGUUCUCUGGCAGAAGCAAACAACCUGAGCUUUCCCUUGGAGCCCCUAAGCAGGGAGAGGGCUCACAAGCUCGAGGCUAUCUCUCGCCUCUGUGAGGACAAGUACAAGGACCUGCGUCGACCCACGAGGAAGCGGUCAGCGAGUGCUGACAAUCUGACUCUGCCCAGGUGGUCCCCGGCCAUCAUCUCCUAACCGUGGGGGCCCCGCUGGAGGCCGCACCAUCCCUCCAUUUCUCCUUUAGUUUGAGAAAAGACAGACUUGGGGUGGUUUUGUUUUUGUUUUCCUUUCCUUUUUUAAUUCAUAGCUCUGUCAGGCUGCCUUGAUGACCGCCUCCAAGCUGUGUGGCCCACACGCAGUAAGGCCUCCAGGGAAGCGAAAUCAGUAUUCUGGAAAUCCCGUUUCAUGCCCUUCCCCAUCGUCAUUAACAGCACUUCCCUCAAGGAGGAAAAAGACUCUAAUCCUGGAGAAGGAAACAAAGGGAAAGGGAAGUCGUGUAGAGGCAGAGAAAAGGUGAAAUGGCUUGGCCAUUUCUUAAGUCCCCGUCUGGUCAGUAGAUGAAUAUGAUGGAAAAACCCAGCAGUAGGUAACAAAGUCGGAUGUGCAUUAAAGACAAGAGUGCGCGCUUAUCCACCUCCAUCUGGAUCAGUAUGUUCUGUAAGACUUCUUGCAUUCCUUCUAGCUGCUUUUUUGGGAUUUGGGGGAAUUUUUGUUUUGGUUUUGUUUCUGUUUUGGUUUUGGUCCCACAAAGCAGAGAAUAUCGUUUGUACCCACCAUGGCACAGACAUCCAAAUAAAUAGUACUGGUUGUUUCUCUCUGCACUAUUCCUGUGAGCUGUCUUCUGAGCUUUCUUCCUCACAAGUGGGAUGCGCUUGUUAUAUUUCUGUAUGCCUUUAUUUUAUACAGUUUUUCUUCAACGGUGGCAAAAUUAACUUGACUGUAGUGCUGAACCAAAAGUAUCCCUUUCCCUCCUAUUCCUCACCCCGAGAAAAUUCUAGAUCACAUGGGUGCUUGUGCCUUCCAAUUUAUUCACAGUUGUUUUUUUUUUUUUUUUCUCCGACCUGAGGUCGUAGUUACAAAUCAGUCAGAUUUUGUGGGCUGAAGGAAACCGUGUGCAGUGGAGGGUGUCCUCUGGGUGAAGUUUUUUCUAGAGUGCUAGGUGUCUGCCUGCAGUUACUGAGUAGGAGCCAUUUCUCUGUACCCCCUGCCCAGCUCAUUCGUCUACUUCCAUGUCCAUUGUUGCAAGCAAUAUUCUUCUCAACUUUUAUAUGUUUACUUUAAAUCAAAGUUAGUCUAUUUGUAUAAAAAUUUUUUAAAAAUCUAAAAUUAAAAAAAAAGGGGGGGGUGGGUUAUUCCAGUGGGAAGAUCAUUGAAGGGCAAAAUGUUACUAUUUACUGAGGUAUUUUUCACAGGAUAAUUGAAUAAAAAACUCAACUUGCAUAUUCAUUGUGGGUGCUUAGCGAAGUUACACAAAAUUCAAACUGUGAAGGUUUAUGCUUCAUUAAUUAUGACCGUACUUUUUCAUUUUCUGAUUAUCCCUAAUUUCCUUGUGGGCUAGAUGAGAAUCUUUUUUAUCAAGUAAAAUAAAAGGGUUAAUGAUAGAAUAUCAGAGUAAAGUGGAUACUAAGUCUAAGAAUCUGAGUCAACGAAGCAUAUAAUGCUUUGGGUUUUUGCGUAUUUUCUUGGGUCACAAUGACAGGCUUCUAAGUUUUCUCCCUUUUCAAGUCUCUGCGAGGCGAAUGGCAGCAGAUGCUCUGUGUUUCACCUUCUUCCUCUGUGAAUGUGGAGAACUUUGGGGUAUUAGUCUUGGGUACCCUAACGUCCUACACCUGAUCCUCAAACAUGCCUGCUUCUGAUGAAACAUACUUUGGAAACGGAAGAGACUCAGAAAGUUGAAAUCCCAGGAUCCCCAGGCCAAAAGUGCUAGUCAGGUUUCAGUGAGAUUUGUAUCAUGUGUAAACAACUGGUUGGACCAGAAAUAUUGUCAAGGUCUUUCUGGCCUAAACUUUCAAAAGCCGACAACAGAAUCUGAAAAGUUAAUUAUCUUUCCAUUAUUAUGGUGUUGAUAUACUCUGUAUGGGUACCAAAAUCAGCUUCUCUCUUCAAGUAAGAGUCGGAUUUAGAACUUUAAAUAGAGAUCUAAAAAUGUAGAAAAUAUCAUUUUAUAUUCCCUAAUCUAUAUAGCUUAAAAAGGGACAUAUUUUCUUAGCUGAAUAUGAAUACCUCUCAAGCAUAAAUUAGUUCCUCUCAUGUAAAGUAUCUUAUUUUACCGAUCCAUUUCAGGAAAGAGGUUCUGCUGCCUUUAAAGCAGAAAGCUUAUUUUUAUCCCUUUUAUUUGAAUGAGAGAGAUUUGAAAAUUGAAUUAUGUAAAUAUUUCAAUGCAUCUGCUAUUAUUUUGUGGAGUUUAUUAAACUACUUUAAAAAAUUG